Prosopis cineraria is the source of this 1056-nucleotide messenger RNA. RefSeq lists its product as uncharacterized. NCBI's taxonomy places the organism in Eukaryota, Viridiplantae, Streptophyta, Magnoliopsida, Fabales, Fabaceae. Gene Ontology annotation, biological process: mitochondrial respiratory chain complex III assembly. The record is from RefSeq and is a predicted model, not a curated record. The transcript is spliced from 2 exons. The coding region runs from base 56 to 514 and encodes 152 amino acids.
UCCGGAUGAAUCAGAGUGCUGACCGAAAAGGGUGUUCGCCGGAGAGAACUGAGAAAUGAGCGGAAAGCUGAAAAUAUGGCGCCGCAUGUCAAUUGCUGUCAAAUUCUGGACUCCUUGUUCCUGCGGACAGAGCAAGCGCCACUUGCACCAAGGCCCAGACACCAUUGAGGAGCUUCUCGAUAGGCAUCUAGUCAAGAAGGAUAAGUCCCUUGACGACGAAGAAGAAGAAUUGAUUAAUCGGAGGCGACUCACCAGCACUCGCCGUGAAGCACUUAGCCUUUACCGCGAUAUUCUUCGGGCCACCCGCUUCUUUGUGUGGCCUGACCCCAAUGGCGUCCUCUGGCGUGAUAUUCUCCGUCACAAUGCCCGAAAGGAGUUCGAAGAGGCCCGCUUCGAGACCGACCCUGAAAUCGUCACCCGAUUACUCAUCGGUGGCCGCGAGGCAGUUCACUCUGCUCUUGAAAAGCUCGCCAAUCAGAUUCAGAAGGAUCGUGGUGGUGGAGAUCCACGCUGACCUAUCCUCUUCUUCCCAUUCUUAGUAUGUGACUUCGACUGAAUAAAGUGAUUAACAGGAAUGAAAGAGGUAUAGUUAGCAAGAAGACAAUGAUGAAGCGGCAAAACUCGAAUGCUGAAAUUGAACGUCAUGAAAUUCAAGGUCGUCCAAUAUUCCGAAGCUGGCUCAAAAUUUCAUCGAAGUCUGCGGGAGGCUGGCAUGAAAAGUGUAACUGCUCUCCCGUAUGAGGAUGCCGAAACCUGCAACACAAUGUUCUAUUUUUAUUUUUCAUGCAAAUUUGAGUGUGAAACUGAAAACAAUUAGUAUGUAAGAUGGUACUAUCCUCUCACCCGAGGGUCAAAGCAUGAAGGCAAGGCCUAUCUAGCCUAGAAACCAUUUGUACAAUUUUGCCACGCAAGCUUGUCGGUAUUCUGGGCAGUAGGAGUGAUAAGGCCAUGCUCUUCGUCCCUCCAUACACCUCAUCACCCAGCAGAGGAACUCCUAGAUACUUGGAGUGUGCACGUAUCUGAAAUAACCAUGAGAGCAUGCUUUACAAGGUUUCC